GUAAGUGAUCGUAACUUUCCCGUUUCCCAUUCAAUCCCAAAAUCUCCCAUUCCUCUUAUUAUUUUAUCCUGGUCAGCCCCAAGAGCCUCCCCAUAACACUCACUGAACUCUAUUAAGUUCUAAAAUCAAGAAAUACGACAAGAAGUCACGGACAAUCCGUAAAGUUUAAUUGAACAAUGCACAUGUCAGGGGGUAGUCUUUUAAUCGGAGCGUCGCCUGAAUAAAAUGGUGGCCGUGAUUUAGCAGCCGAACAUUCCGGCUAGAGGCGCUUUGUCAUCAUUGAUCGAACAGCAAGAUUUCGAAUAAAAAUAAGCGUCUCAGGCUUUUGCAAGACUAUGGCAGCUGUAAGUGGACCAUUGUAAAGCUAGCGAUGAAAGUGGCGUGACAAAUUCGCGGCUGUGCGCUGUGGGGAAAUCUGAUGCUGAUUUGAGCGCUCUUUGUGCACAAGAAAGACCGAAAAAAUUGAUAAAAAACAGCUAGUGGCAUUACGGGGACAAGCAAGUGACAAAGAAUGAGGUCCUACGACGGAGAAAGCAGUUCCUGCGAGGAGGACGAGCGGAGAGAGGUGAUGCCCGAGGCCCACUUGCAGCAGCAACAACCUCAGCCGCAGCAACAGCCGGGCCCAUGGCAACGCUCUGCCUCCCAUCCGACCUGGGCGUGGGAGCAUCGCAGUACCCCCUCGAUCAAACGAGCAGAAAAGAACUCGGCGUGCCAUCUGCUGCAGCACCCGCUGGCGACGCACGCAAAUCCGUCCCUGGAGCCUUUGGGUUACCACCAGCCAGGACCCGGCGGCUCGGUUCACGGGGUGAUGGGGCCAGGGCCGACGGCAGCGGCGGUCUACUCUGCCUCGGAGAACGCGCAGAGCGCACCCGGCAGACGGACUCCUUUGGGAGCCGUUGGCCUUGGCGGCUUCUACUUUCAGCAACAGCAGCAUCACCCCGGCGGAGCCCCGCCGUUGCCGCCCUCCUCGCAUGCGCCGUCGUCCAGUGCACUCACCGACGAAAAUAGGCCCGAUCAUGAGAGAUCUAGCUCCUCUCGAAAUUGUCCUUCAAAGUCGAAAACAACGAGGCAAGGGAAGAGUGUCAGAUUGAACAUCAAUGCACGAGAACGAAGAAGAAUGCACGAUUUGAACGACGCACUAGACGAGCUACGUUCGGUCAUUCCUUAUGCGCACAGCCCAUCUGUUAGAAAACUCUCGAAAAUCGCCACGCUUUUACUCGCCAAGAACUAUAUUCUCAUGCAAGGUAACGCCUUGGAGGAGUUGAAGCGCGUGAUCGCAGUCUUGCAAUCGCCCCACGCCCACGCUGGCGCUUUGCCACCGACUCCCGUAUCGUACGACCUGCUGCACGGUUUCCCCGGCAAGCUGUUCCAAGGUGUGCAAGAAUUGCAAGGGUUGCAAACUUCGGCCAACAAUAGCCAGUCGCAGCCGCAACAGGCCUCAGUCAACAACGCUAGUCCUACCAGUGAUCAGGCAUCUGUUGCUACAGAGUCCGCCUAAAUUAUUUCGCCUUGGUUUUACUUCCGUCGCUUCAGUCGUUUUUUGCUUUAUUCACAAGCAACAGUGCGUGUGAAAUUCAUGCGUGGAUUUCCUUACCGGAAGUAUGCACUUCGACAUCGCUUAUUAGUAGUUUCGAAUGUUUUUUAAUAAUGCGAAUGCUUUGUGUAUUAUAGAAACGACGAAAUUGCAAUUGUCAAUCAAAUUGCAUUUGCGCUCUUUCAUCACUUGUUUUCUUCUCAAAUAUUUAUUCUUUGUGUUUCCAUUUGAUUAUGAAUUGUCUAAUAGGCACUAUUCCAUAAAGUAAAUUCUUGAACAUAAUUUUGCAGUCUAUACAAAUAAGAAGGCUGAUCGAAGAUUGGAUUUUUGCUUGUCUGCAGAAUAAAUUGUCUACUACUUUAUUUUAUUUGUAGUAAAUUCGAUCAACACUUCUUCGUGUAAUUUUUGCUCAUUAAAUCAACUCUUACAUAAUGAUAUGUAAAUGCAGGAAAGUUUGGCUUUUCGCCUCAAGAAAAACGACGUUGCUAUAUAUGGAUUUUGAUCAUCGAUCUGAAGUAUUAUGAUGGAUAACAAAAAUCAAUUCAUACAAUGGAAAGUUAUCGAGCACAACUAUUGCAAUUUUUUAAUCUUCAUGUCAUGAAUAUUUUACAAUGAAAUAUCGGCGACUUCAAUUUCUAAGGGACGUAUCUCCUGCAAAUAGCAAAUCAAAAUUAUAAGAGAUAUGUUUGUUGGAAUUGGAAUCGUAAUAUAAUCAAACUUAUUGAAAGUAAUGAUGCCUAUAAAAAUACUAAAAGUCAAUAGUUAUGAUGCGUAGUUGUAAGGAAAAAAUGCAUUUAUCAAACGCUAAAAUAGAGAAAGAAAAAUGCAUAUUUCCAAAUAAAAAAUACUUUAAUUUUUCAGUCAUUCAAAAAAUACAAAUAUAGCAAAGUUUAAAAAUCAUGAAAUAUUUACAAAUAGUCGUAGGAGUUUUGAUUAACUGAAAAAUUAGAGUUUAAAGCGAUUGACUUGAAACUCAUCUGUGAAUAAGAUGAAAAAUAGAGAUGAAAGUAAAGUUACGGAAUUGGUGAUUGAAAAGUGAAAUGCUUGAGAGAGAAACGUACUGAGUUCCGCCCGCAACACGAUAGUCAAUAUAGUAUGUGAUACAAGUUAAUGUAUGCUAGUCGCAUAUACAAGGAAAAAAUUAUGAAUAAUAUGGAUUUAUACAAAUAUAUUUAUUAUUACGAAAUAAUACUAUUUCGCUAAAUUUUCUAUUUCUAUGAAGUUUAUUUGUGAAAGCGCUUGUUUUAUAAGCGUUGAAAGUCAACGACAUUAUACUAUUUGCUGUAUGUAUAUUUAAAGUGCCAACUGUAAGGUAAUGAUAACGAAUCAAUUUUACAAUGUAUUAUACGAUAGCGAUCGUAACCAUUGCAAAUUAUUAUGAGCAAUAAUCGAUGUUGUAAACGUAGCUGAAAUUCCAAAGUAAAAAAUGUCUUACCGAGAAGAGGAGUACA
Phymastichus coffea is the source of this 2985-nucleotide messenger RNA. RefSeq names its product class E basic helix-loop-helix protein 23 (gene Oli). The coding region runs from base 512 to 1498 and encodes 328 amino acids. The transcript is spliced from 5 exons. Gene Ontology annotation, molecular function: protein dimerization activity. The record is from RefSeq and is a predicted model, not a curated record. NCBI's taxonomy places the organism in Eukaryota, Metazoa, Arthropoda, Insecta, Hymenoptera, Eulophidae.